Coprinopsis cinerea okayama7#130 is the source of this 273-nucleotide messenger RNA. RefSeq lists its product as hypothetical. Bases 1 to 273 code for a protein of 90 amino acids. The record is from RefSeq and is a predicted model, not a curated record. NCBI's taxonomy places the organism in Eukaryota, Fungi, Basidiomycota, Agaricomycetes, Agaricales, Psathyrellaceae. The transcript is spliced from 2 exons.
AUGCCAGUUACCACUCGCUCCCAAGAUACCACUCUGGACAAGCACGGUAAACCAAUCCAUAUUGGCGAAACAGUUUCCAGCCGUGUUGGAAACAUCGGUCGCCAGUAUGGUACCGUGGAGGAUAUCGCUUCUACUCAAAGUGAAGUGGAGGAGGCUGGGGUAAAGAACCCGCCAAAGGUUCUGUAUACUGAUCAGCAUGACGGCGGGUUUGGUGUAGGACAUGAUGUGAACCAUGAGCCUGAGGCUCUUGUCCACGGCGAGAGGCCGUCCUAA